Molecule: messenger RNA, 3478 nt
Organism: Cylas formicarius (sweet potato weevil)
Lineage: Eukaryota; Metazoa; Arthropoda; Insecta; Coleoptera; Brentidae
Gene: aralar1
Product: calcium-binding mitochondrial carrier protein Aralar1
Exons: 13
Coding region: 567-2507 (646 amino acids)
Biological process (GO): aspartate transmembrane transport; L-glutamate transmembrane transport; malate-aspartate shuttle
Molecular function (GO): calcium ion binding; L-glutamate transmembrane transporter activity; L-aspartate transmembrane transporter activity
Source: RefSeq, a predicted model, not a curated record
CCAUUCAUUUAGUUCAAGUAAUCCUUUUUGGAUUAUUAUUGUAAAUUGUGAAACUGCAAAAAAUAGCUUUUGGAAGGUUAAAGAAAAUUUAAACUUAAUUUUACUUGAGUUUGCUUUACCACCAAGUGAUUUGACAAGACGAGACGACAUUUUUCUGUCAUUAUAUACACAAGUUUAAAUAUGGAAUUCUACAAUUUUAUAUUUUUCGCGUACCUUUUCACCGAGGUUUCGCGUUCGUUUUGGUGUCGCGCGCUAACAUUAAUAUUUAGCAUGUUCGAAACAUCUCUAACACUAGUUUGAAACUAUUUUUAAACCGCUACGCUUUGUGGUAUGUGACGUAACCCCCCAAACGACUCGUGAAUUUUUCAAAUUCGCGUAUUACGAAAAUUCCGCGAUUAGUUACCUCGAAAUUAUUGUUGCAAAUGGCAUCCACGCAGGUGCAAAUCCAAGAGGUCAGUUAAUUAAAAAAAAAAAAGGGUGGCGGAUACUUGAAGCGAGCGAACCCGUCGAAUCUCCAGGAUAUUUUCAACAGAUACGCUUCCAUCGAAAAAAAUGGCGAGAAGUUUAUGACCGCCGAGGACUUUGUUAUCAAAUAUUUGAAACUACUAGAUGACAAGGAUUAUAAUGCCGAUACAGUACGAUUAUUGGCUGGCAUCGUCGACACCAGCAAAGACGGCCUUAUUUCGUAUCCAGAGUUCCAAGCGUUCGAGGGGUUGCUUUGCUUCCCCGACGCCUUGUAUAAGACUGCCUUCCAGCUCUUUGACACAAACGGAAAUGGAAUGGUUAGCUUUCAGGAGUUCGCUGAGGUGAUGAAGAAAACCGAACUGCACAAGCGGAUCCCAUUUAACAUGAACUCCCCAUUUGUGGAACUGUAUUUCGGCAGAAACAAACAGCGUUUAGUAACAUACAACGAAUUCAGUCAGUUUCUUCAUGAUUUUCAUGAAGAGUAUGCCAUUGAAGGUUUUAGAAAGGCCGACAAAGACGGCACCGGUUUUAUUUCUGCCUUGGAUUUUCAGGAUAUCAUGACUAACAUCAAGAGUCAUCUGCUUACGAAGCAAGUGCAGUCGCACCUGAUCGAGGCAGUUCAAGGAUCACAAAGCCAGAGCCGCCGCGUUAGCUUUGCUUACUUCAUAGCGUUUAACUCGCUCUUAAACAACAUGGAGUUGGUAAAACGGAUCUACCUCAACGUGACCAACGGUCAUCGCUCGCAAGAAGUCAGCAAAGAUGAAUUCAUGCAUUCCGCGCAGGCCAUGUCACAAAUGACACCACUGGAAGUCGAUAUCUUGUUCCACUUGAUCGAUGUACUACACCAGAAAGGGUUUUUGUACCAGGAAGAUAACACCGUAUGGGAUGGGAGAAUUAUUUAUAAUGACUUAUACGCCAUUGCCCCAGAACAGUAUUUUAAACAAAUUACUAAUCGAUUAGCCGAGAUCCACGCUGUGUCUAGUCCAGAAGAAAGAGGCAUCAUGAUACAAGUGCUUGAAAGCACAUAUCGCUUUACAUUAGGUUCUAUUGCUGGAGCUGUUGGCGCGACUGCUGUUUACCCCAUUGAUCUAGUAAAAACUCGUAUGCAAAAUCAAAGAACGGGUUCAUUCAUUGGUGAACUGAUGUACCGAAAUAGUUUCGAUUGUUUUAAAAAAGUUAUUAGACAUGAGGGUGUGUUUGGACUUUACAGGGGGUUGGUACCCCAACUGAUGGGAGUUGCUCCCGAAAAGGCUAUAAAAUUAACAGUAAACGAUUUUGUACGAGACAAGUUUACCGAUAAGAACGGAAAUAUAUCAUUAUAUGGUGAAGUUAUAUCGGGUGGAUGUGCAGGUGCAUCGCAAGUAGUGUUCACCAAUCCAUUGGAAAUAGUAAAAAUCAGAUUGCAAGUCGCUGGCGAGAUUGCCAGUGGGGCCAAAGUACGAGCGUGGGCGGUCGUGAAAGAACUUGGUUUAUUUGGAUUAUACAAAGGGGCAAGAGCGUGUCUGCUUCGAGAUGUGCCAUUCAGCGCGAUCUACUUUCCAGCAUACGCUCACACCAAAGCAAAAUUGGCAGAUGAAAGUGGAUACAAUCAUCCCCUUUCGUUAUUGGUAGCGGGUGCUAUUGCAGGUAUACCCGCAGCUUCCCUAGUAACUCCUGCCGACGUAAUCAAAACAAGGUUGCAAGUGGUUGCCCGAGCUGGUCAAACCACGUAUACAGGGGUUUUAGACGCAACAAGAAAAAUAUACGCCGAAGAAGGAUUCCGCGCUUUUUGGAAAGGAGCAGUGGCUCGUGUGUUCAGAUCAUCACCUCAGUUCGGCGUCACACUAUUAACUUAUGAAGUUCUACAAAGAGUCCUGUAUGUUGACUUUGGUGGAAGCCGUCCGUCUGGAUCUGAAUUCAAAGUAGCAUCUAUAGCAGGAAGCAAAGCACCGCCAAAUCCGGAUCAAAUAGGCGGUUAUUCCGUAUCGGUACCAAUAUUCUCAGGGAUUGAAUCGAAAUUUGGGUUGUGUCUACCAAAAUUUAGCAUACCGCAAAGAGCAUAAGCAAAAAUUUAUUUUAGUCAAGAUAAAUUUAGGGCCUGAAAGUCAUUUGAAAAAUUGUGUGUUCUACCGUUUAAUUAUUAAAGAACCGUGUUACUACAUUCAAUUUAAGGUUAUGUAAAAAUAUUUAGAGAACUAAAGUUUGAAGAUCUACUUGGGACUCGGGUUCUCACAUUCAGGAGAUUUAUCAACCGAUUUAAUGACAAACAUUUAUUUAAUUUAUUUUUACACAUAAUUAUAAAAUUUUGUACACAUAAUUUACAUAAUUUUUUCCAGCAACUCCACUCUGUAAAAGUUUUAUUGACACUGUUUCUUUAGUAAUUGAAUUGUUGGGAUCAGAGAUUUAUUGUAUAUAACAUAUUCUGUAUAUGUACACUGUUUAGGAUUAUAGAUGGAAAAGUAUGGUGGUUUCAGUAAUAGGCCGGGAAAAUAUGUAACAAUUUGUUUUUACAGGUGCUGUGAUAUAUUCCAAUUCUUUUUCUUUGACAGCUUUCGACAUUUACCCAUUUUUUGUGAUACCUUUUUCCUUGUUGAGCAUCAACUGAUAUUUUAUUGCCAAGUGAUAUUGUGGCACCCCACUGUACAAAAUCUGCACUGUUAAAUCAUGUUGUAUCUAAUAAAAUACACUUCCAAUUGGGUAUAUUAUUGAAAAAUCCAACAUACAAUUACAUUUUAAGCAAGCAUUUGCAGCUUGCAUGUAGAUAUGUUCUGGUUUCACUCUAUAUCAGAAUCAUUACAAUCCAACAUUCCACUUCCAUUCUAUUCCAUUUUUCAAAAAAUUACUAAUUAGUUUAGAUCUCUAAACAAUAUACAUUCAUCAUAUAAAACAAUCUAAGAAAACACUAUAUUAAUAUUAAAAAACUAAUCCAAAAUCUACAUCACUUCAUUUUGGUCAAAUCAUAUAAUAUAAUCACUAAACCACUAACAGUCAAAUUCACAUAUCCCAGUAUCCUUAAGUUUUAAGAACAUUUCAA